Messenger RNA from Zea mays, 715 nucleotides. RefSeq lists its product as uncharacterized. Lineage: Eukaryota; Viridiplantae; Streptophyta; Magnoliopsida; Poales; Poaceae. Bases 75 to 323 code for a protein of 82 amino acids. The record is from RefSeq and is marked validated. The transcript has a single exon.
AAAGCCGUGAUCCAUCCGAAUAAACGGCAGACUGUCAUCCCUGCCAAAAUCUGAGCUCGCGUCCGCAGAGGUCCAUGGCGUCCAAGUCCGUCGAGCUGCGCAUGACGCUGCUGGGCGUGGCCCUGCUAGGGCUGCUGCUGCUGAGCCAGCACGCGGCGCCCGUCGAUGCUGCCGAGAGCGACGGCCCCAGAAAGGAAAAGACUAGCUUCAGCAUGAACGUCGUCGGCGGCCGCACUCUCAGCAGCUUCAGCAUGAACUCCGCAUACAGCGAGAAGAAGCCCAGCAGCAAGGGCGCAAGCGCAACUGAUCCCGCACACGGGUGAUGUUCCACAUCCAUGCCUAUAGGCCACUCACCUCACCACGCAGCGUUACCGGCCGUACUACUAUAUCUACAUACGACCGUGGGACAACGUCGACCGGAGCUCGAUCGGCGCAGUUGCCGCAUGGGCGUGGCUGUCAAAGUUCCUUUGUUUCUUUCUUGAUUUGUGCUUGCGUUGGGUUCGGUGUUCCACUUUCUUUUUAUGUGAUUAUUAAUCUUGUUUUCAGAUGCAUGUACGCAUGUAUGUGCCGGCACCAUUUGGUCUUGUGUUAAGUUUAUUCUUGGAUUCCAAUCUCUAGUGUAGGGUCGUUUGGUUUGUGUGUGCAUGUUGUACUCAUACCAACUUCUGUCUUUACAUCAGUAUUUAUUAAGAAAUAGCAAUGUGACCUAUCCAAA